Corylus avellana is the source of this 636-nucleotide messenger RNA. The record is from RefSeq and is a predicted model, not a curated record. Lineage: Eukaryota; Viridiplantae; Streptophyta; Magnoliopsida; Fagales; Betulaceae.
AUUCAAUGGCAUUCUUCCAAAGUGCAAAGAAAAGUUUGAUACAUAAUUAUAGUAUUCAGAUUAAGAGGAAGAAGACAUGGAAGGUUUGAUUCCAUAUCUGGUCCAUGCCAUCAAGAAGCAGAAGCCUCAACACAGCUACCGGAGCUUCUCCGAGGGCUCAACCCGUAGCUACCAUUUGUUGUUGAACACGGCUGCAGCCGACUCGCUCAGUGGCUCGUCCCACCGGCGAACCCGGUCGGAGUUCCAGCCGCCGAACAUGGAGUUCGUGGAGCAAAGAUCUGGGGUUGAACAAUUUGUCCGCUCCUACAGCUCCAACAAGACUUCUACACCAACUAUUUCUUCAAAGAUGGCUUCAUAUUCCACCGGCCAAGUCCCCAUCAACGCUAAUCUUCGUCGACGGUGAAAAUUGAAAAAGCUUUUUCUUUUUUUUUUUGGGUUUCUUUCUUUGAAAUUGUUAAAUUUGUCGAUUGAAUUUAUUUAUAUCGUGUUUCUGUUGGGUAAAAAUGGGUGGAGGUGAUCAUCGAAAUGAUGGCUUCUCCGUCCAUUGUAAUGUUUGUGUUGAAGCUUUGUAAUGGAAAUUGUAUAUGUGAUUGAUUACAUUUACCUACUCGUUCGAUUAAAUUUUGGUUUUUGUCU